UGACUCACACAAGAGACGCACCAGUUCGGCUCCGACAGUCCAACGAGUAGGAUUGUGUUUUGUCGUUUUAAAUUAUUCCUAUAUUUUGUGUCAAAAUUUUCCCCGGGGAAAAUUUGGACUUGAAAGAAAGAGCGAUUGCCCGCGGGCUCUCGUUACUUUAAAUUAAAAUAACAAAAUCUUUCUCUCUUAUUAUUUGGAUAUAGUUUGAGUUUUGCCAGGGGGCUUGACCUAUUCGAUAUAAUGAGGGACAUGGCGGGCAAAAUUGCCGAAUUAAAAUUCGAGGCACCCCUGGCACGAUUUGAAGAAGAGGACACGGCCAGUAUCAAGAACAUGAACCUACUGACAGAACAAUUGUUGGAUGCGAACCUCGAGGCUAGUUUCGGUGAAAAUUGCAAUGCAAACGAGCCAGUAACGACACAUGAAAAUGGAACAGAUAUUCUUCAAGAGGGAACUUUUAGUCCCUUCAGCGGAAGCUUAGAGGACUUAGUGAAUACCUUCGACGAGAAAAUCACUUCCUGUUUCCGUGAUUAUGGGACUGAUGUUGAAUCCCUAGCGCCUGUACAAGUCCGAACACAAGAGGAGAUUAUGAACGAAUGCCAAAUGUGGUGGACAAUCACUGGCACAUUUGGAAAUAUUUUGCCAAUUGAUUGGAGUAAAUCAUUUGCAAGAAAAAUGCACAUGCCAGCCUUGAAUCUGAACGAGGCUGCUAUAAACUUAGAUAGGCCAGAACUCGAGGACUUAAGCAGUGAAGAUGAAGCUGUUGCGACUGAUUUGGAUAUGCAUGCCUUAAUAUUGUCCAGCAGUACUGAUUCACAUAGUCCAGAAGAACCUCUCAAAACUGCAGAAGAAGUUCUACGAGAAAUUGACGAUAUUAUGCAGGAAAGUCCAUCAAUGGAAAGAUCUCCUGAUUCCGAAGACUCUCUUUUAGAUACUGAUGAAGCAUUGGAAAGAAGCAGAGAAGUUUUGGGUUCUCCAUUAAACGACAAAAAAUUACGACAACUCACUUCCGGCCAACUGACUGAACUCCUAAGCGAAAUGGAGUCAUUAGUGGGAGCAUUAAGUGAAACUCUUAUUGCAGAACUUGCAUUGCGUGAUGAAUUACAAAUUGAAAAAGAUUUAAAAAAUACAUUUAUUUCUUUAGUACUUGCCAUACAAAAUCGUCGAAGGGCUCAUCACGUUACAAGAAAAAGAAAUCAAAAUAUACAAAAAUUGAUACUAAAUGGUACAAGUCCAUUACCACAACAUAGAUCCUUCCAAGAAUCUAAGUAUUUAACAACAGUCAUUCCAUACCAUACAGACAGUGGACCGCCAAAUAAUCAGGCACUUCAGGUUCUUAUAAAAAUAUUGAAAGCAAUUGAUGAAGAUAGUCCAACUGUACCCACGUUACUCACAGACUAUAUAUUAAAAGUUUUGUGCCCCACUUAGUGAAACUGUAAGAAGUCUUUUUAUUGUUACAAGAUGAAGAUAAAAAGAAAAAAAACAAGUUGAACAUCAAGAUUUAUAAAAUUUAAUAAGAAAGAUGCAAUCAGCUCUCUUCUUCUUGCCAGUGCGCUUUCAAACGUUGUUGUGUCGCAUGUUUAAAAAAAAAAAAAAAAAAAAAGUUUUAAGCCAUCGAUCUUGCUUCUAAGCUAUACAUUUUCAUUCAAAUCUAUCGCCUGUAUAGAAGUAAGACGAAAAACUCCCUCUCUGAUACUCUCUUCUAGUCUUAAUUUCAAUCACUGAUGUAGUUUGUACAAUUUUUUUAUAAGACUUUAUUAUUUCAUAUAUAUACUGUGUAACGAUUAUCAUUUUCCUCACGCUCAUAAGGAGAAUGAAAAUUCAAUACACAAUCUCAUAUAUAUAUAUUGCAAUCGAAUUCAAAUUCUAAUUUUUAUUGCGUUAUUUUAAGUCAAUUUUUUCAUAAUAAUUAUUGAGUUUUUAUAAGUUUUUGUACAUAAAAUGUACCGGAUGAAUUAUAUAUAUAUAUAGGUAUAUAUUUCGCAAAAAAAAAAAAAAAAAAAUUGAAAAGUGAUAAAUGUAAAUCUUAUCUCUUAUGGCUUUAGGGAUAUAAUCAUUUAUGAUUGAUUACCGAUAGAAUAUUGUUUCCUUUCAGGAGACACAUAAAUUAUUAAAUAGUGUAAAUUGUUGUAAGCCAGUGUAUUUAGGAAUAAUUUAUUGAAAACUGACGUCACGUGCAAAAAUAAAUAAAGCCGAAGAUAAUUGUAUUAAAA
Molecule: messenger RNA, 2210 nt
Organism: Leptopilina boulardi
Lineage: Eukaryota; Metazoa; Arthropoda; Insecta; Hymenoptera; Figitidae
Gene: Unc-76
Product: fasciculation and elongation protein zeta-2
Exons: 9
Coding region: 241-1425 (394 amino acids)
Cellular component (GO): axon; cytoplasm
Source: RefSeq, a predicted model, not a curated record